Messenger RNA from Magnolia sinica, 577 nucleotides. Its product is annotated as NAP1-related protein 1-like. Gene Ontology annotation, biological process: nucleosome assembly. The record is from RefSeq and is a predicted model, not a curated record. Gene Ontology annotation, molecular function: histone binding; chromatin binding. The transcript has a single exon. Gene Ontology annotation, cellular component: nucleus; chromatin. The coding region runs from base 61 to 396 and encodes 111 amino acids. Lineage: Eukaryota; Viridiplantae; Streptophyta; Magnoliopsida; Magnoliales; Magnoliaceae.
CUCUCUCUCUCUCUCUCUCUCUCUCUCUCUCUCUAGCAGCAGAAAUUAGGGUUUGGGAAAAUGGCAACAGAGAAGGGCAAGAAAUCCAAGGUUGCAGAAAGAAGAGAUGAAGAUGAUUCAGAUCAUAUCGAUGGAGAGCUCAUUCUCUCCAUCGAGAAGCUUCAAGAAAUCCAAGACAAGCUUGAAAAGAUAAAUGAGGAAGCAAGCGAUAAAGUGCUGGAAGUGGAGCUAAAGUACAAUGAGAUAUGCAAACCCAUCUAUACCAGACAGAAUGAUAUCAUUCAUUCCAUUCCUGAUUUUUGGUUAACUACGUUUUUGAGCCACCCUGCACUCUGUGAUCUUCUGAACGAGGAUGACCUGAAGGUUUUCAAGUACUUAACUUUCUCUAGAUGUUGAGGAUUUCAAAGACGUUAAAUCGGGAUAUUCCAUUGCGCUCUACUUCUCUCCUAACCCUUAUUUUGAAGAUACAAAGCUUACAAAGAUGUUUUCCUUCCUUGAUGAUGGAACUACAAAGAUAACUAGUAUUGCAAUCAAGUGGAAGGAGGGUAUGGAUAUUGCUAAUGGUGUUGAUCAUGCG